Uloborus diversus is the source of this 1578-nucleotide messenger RNA. Its product is annotated as midnolin homolog. The transcript is spliced from 7 exons. The record is from RefSeq and is a predicted model, not a curated record. Lineage: Eukaryota; Metazoa; Arthropoda; Arachnida; Araneae; Uloboridae. Gene Ontology annotation, molecular function: protein binding. Bases 54 to 1325 code for a protein of 423 amino acids. Gene Ontology annotation, cellular component: nucleus.
GCUCUCGGUGCUUUGUUGUAAUUGUGUGCUUUUUCUCACCCCACAUCUUCGAGAUGGCCCAAGUCAAUAACAGGACUGUUUACGUGCAGCCGACCACCGGGGGCCGAAUCGAAGUUUCUUUGCCCCCAGAAACUUCCAUAAACAACUUGAAAAUUCUUGUGGCCAAGAGACUAAAAGUUCCCAAGAGCAAGAUUAUAUUGCUGCAUAAAAAUAAACAGCUGGUUGAAGGGUCAUUGGAAGACAAUAAUAUUGCAGAAGGUUCUAAACUAACUCUUCUUCCAAAUGUGGAAACAGGCCUAAUGACACAAAAUCCAGAGCAAUGUGUUAUGCAAGCUUUGGAAACUUUAAAUGAAUCACAAGUUGAUAACUUCCUAGCUGGAAGGUCACCUCUAAACUUGACGAUGAGGCUCGGGGACCACAUGAUGUUUAUCCAGCUACAACUAUCCACUGUUUCCACAGCCCCCCACAGCAGCAGUCCUGCCACCACGUCUUCCCCUCCCACACCCCCAACGACGCCCACUUCCACCAGCCAUCCAGAUUCCCCAUCUCCAUUCAGCGCCCCUCCAGUGUCGGUCGUCUCUUCGUCCAUCACCUCCAUGCCGUCUCCUCCUCCAUCACCCAAGUGCACCAGUCCAUCCGAUCCAAAAGUUCCAGCCGAGUCCUCGAACUCGAUCAGCAAUAAGGUGUUCACGGAAGCCACCCGCAACCUGACUCAGACGCUGAAGCAGUUGUCUUCGUCGGCUCUUACCAAAAAGAUGAACGAAAGCUGUGAUGGCCGCUGCUGUGUGGCACGUCGGCAAGGUGGUGCUGUAAUCGAAAGCAUGUUCCAUCAUGGCCGAGGAGUCUUUUCAGGGACAUUUUCUGGUACACUAAGUCCUCUGUUGCAAGACAAGAACGGUCGCCCCCGCCGCAACAUUUGCACAGUCAUUCACAUUCUAAACGAUCUGCUCGGGGCUUCGUCUCAUUGCAACCCCUCUGCUCAGUGCCUCUGCUCAACAAAUACUCCCGCUGCUCAGUCAAAGCUCUCGAAGACUGCCAUUCCUAGCAAAGUCAAAGAUGAAGACUGCAAACAAGAUGAAGACAAAGUGCUUAGAGAAAAGGUCCAACAUAUCCAAACGAUGCUGAAGGAGCGACGACAAAACCGGAGAGUUCGCAGGGAAGAAAGAUCUUCCCCUUAUUCCUCCGACAGCAAAGUGGUCGAUCGAAAAACUCUCACCCACCCCACGAGUAGCUUCGACAGCAACGGGCUGUUCUGUUCCACACUCAGUUCUGACUGCAGUGACCAGAAGUGCAUGGACUACAGCUCUGAAACAGCUGUUGCAUGACUUUCCCCAACACACUGCCCAUAGAGUUGGUUAUAAAUCAGUAUUUUCUAUUUUGUCCUGAUUUGAUCAGGACUCUGUUUGCCAUGCUUGUUGAAUAGCGUGGGUAUUUCUUUUCUUUAAUCGUGGUACUUGGUAGUAUCACUGUGACCAUAUAUGUUUGAGUAUUCUUCAAGGCUGUUAACGAAUGUAACGUUUAGGUUUGUUCCCAGUCUGUUACCAUAUUUAGAAGUAUGUGAUACAGUUCUCGUCAUGA